AUUGCGUAAGAGGUGAUGAUGUAACUGCACUCCGGCUCGCGCUCAUUAAAGUAAGACUGGCAGGAGGAGGGCGAGGCGGCGAAUUUGCCCACAAGGGACGCGGGUUCGGCAGCACCUCGCCGCAGGUCCUCUUCACUGCGGGUUGAUGGUGUUGUUUCCAAAAUAAGGCAGGUUGGCUCCAACGGGAUGAAUGCUUUGUUCCGGAAACUAUUGUGAAGACAGGAAGUGGUCCAAAUGGCAGCACAUGUUUUGAAAUGUCUGCGUCGCCCUGGACGCUAGAACAACAGGUGUUUGGCGUGAAAGUGAUGGUUUAUGAACAAUAUGACGCGCUCCCCGCUGACAACUUCCUCAAAAGAGGAGAAGCCAUGUCCAAGAAGACUCAUUUGACCCAGAUUGAAGUUAUACCGUGCAAGAUCUGUGGUGAUAAGUCCUCUGGAGUGCAUUAUGGUGUCAUCACAUGCGAGGGCUGCAAGGGAUUCUUCCGUCGUAGCCAGCUGCCUACGGUGUCCUACUCUUGCUCCAAACAGAGUAACUGUACCAUCGACCGAUCCAGCCGCAACCGCUGCCAACACUGCCGCCUGCAGAAGUGCUUAGCCCAGGGCAUGAGCAAAGAUGCUGUGAAGUUUGGACGGAUGUCCAAGCGCCAGCGUGACUCUCUAAUUGCUGAAGUCGAGCGGCACCGACAGCAGCAGCAGCAGCAACUCCAAAUAGACGCCCAAUUAGGCUUGUCCUACCCCCCCAAGGAGCGCCAAGAUUGCUCUUCGCAGCUCCUUCAGCCCGUGGCUUCAGCCUACUCCUACAGCGGGGACUCUGAGCUGCUGUCCUUCACCGCGGAUGUUCCCCCAUAUCUUCUGUGCUCCCCCAACCAGCAAAUGUCUGAUAUGAUCUACAGAAGCUCCAGUGUCUCACCCUCUUCCAGAACUUACAUGAGGUUGGACGGCAGUGGACACGCUGACUUAAGAGGGUUGGACUCCAGACCGUCAGCACAUGACUUAAUGGCGAUUCAUCCCUACAACCAGAUCGAGGACCCCCGUGGCCCCUAUUGUCGCAAUAUAGAUGAGUUGUGUGCCAGCAUUGUCCGCUCAAACAAAGACACCUGCCAGUACAGAGUGGAGGAACUGGAGGCACUGAAGUGGAAGGUGUUCAGCAGGGAGGAGGUCCAAGCUUACCAGAGUAAAUCGGUGGAUGAGAUGUGGCAACACUGUGCGGUUCGGCUGACGGAUGCCAUGCAGUUUGUGGUGGAGUUUGCCAAACACAUCCCUGGUUUCCGUCUGCUCAGCCAGAACGACCAGAUCGCCCUUCUGAAGACUGGUUCUAUGGAGGUCGUUCUGGUGAGGAUGAGUCGCUUCUUCAACACAGAGAACAACACCGUCUUUUUUGAUGGCAAAUUUGCUGGAACCGAAGUCUUCAAGUCUUUGGCGUGCGCCGAUUUGAUUGCGGCGGUUUUCGACUUUGCUCACAGCGUCUGCGCUUUGAAGCUCACCGAGCAGCAGGUGGCUCUCUUCAGCGCUCUGGUCUUGAUCAAUGCAGAUCGUCCAUGCCUGGAGGACAGAGGCAGGGUGCAGCAUGUGCAAAGAAGCUUGGAAUUCGGUCUGACACACAUCCUACACCGAGACAACCGGGACAGCCUAAUGCAUAAGCUGUACCAGAGGAUGUCUGUGUUGCGUUCACUGUGCAGUCUGCACAUGGAGAAGUUGCGCUGGUUCAGUCAGCGCUACCCGCUCAUCGCUCACACUCUCUUCCCGCCUCUCUACAAGGAGCUGUUUGCCUCUGAAGCAGGGCUGCUGCCUGAGAACACACACUGAUGACACAUAACACACACACACACCUUCACUCACUGGUACACUGAGAUAUUUAAAUAAAAUGUUCAAUUUGGCAAUAUGCUUGUUAUUGUGGUCGUAGUCAGCACCACAAUGCAUCAUACUUAGAUAUCAAUAUUUUGACCCUUUCAUGUUGCUAUGGUAACAAAACUAGUAAAAACAUCACACCAACAAUGAAGGAGUUGUCAGCAUAAGACAGUUUCACUGUACUGUAUACAUGGUACAUAUUACAUACAUAGUAAUACAAAGCUCUUGUAUUGGAUUUCAUUGGUUUGUAUGGUUGAGAUUGAUGAACUCACACACAUACAUGUAUACGUACACACGUACAUAAAUACACAUGCUAUACAUAGGUACACACACAUGAAUAAAUACAUGUAAAUACAUAAGUGUACUGUACAUACGUACACACAUAUCUAAACACAUGUACAUACAUACAUAAACACACACAUAUCUAAACACAUGUACAUACAUACAUAAACACACACAUUCAUACAUACAUAAACAUGCACGUGUAUACUGUACAUACGUACAUACAUACAUACACAUACAUGCAUAUAUACAUAAACACACGUACAUACAGACUGAAACACUCACACAUGCAUAAACACACACAGAUAUACAUAACGUACAUACAUAUAUACAUACAAAAACACGCACAUGUAUAGACUCGUACAUACAUACAUACAUACAUACAUAAACACACACAUACAUUCAUACACACAUAAACACAGAGCAGAGCAGAGACUGAGGUCCUGGGCUCCCAGCUGAUAUUGAUAAUUAGGCCAAUGAGGUGCAGGUGUGGAACCUGCAAACCAAGGAGACAUGGAGAAAAGGGCAACCAAGCAGGCAGGAACACAGAUCCCCUGCUUGCAAACCUGAGAGGAGGCAGGUAAGCAGGCCAAACAUUAAGCCCCUCCCACAAGGCCCGGGCCGUUACACUUAUAUAAACACAAACAUACUUACAUAAACACACACUUACAUACACACACACAUGCAUACAUAAAUACUUACAUACACAUACAUACAUACAGACAGACACACACAGACAUACUUACAUAAACACACAUACACAUUAUUGUACACUGACAUACACACACACACAUUAUUAUUAUUAUUAUUACGUACUAUACAUUUUUGACAAAAUAAAUUUUUGUAAUUGUUGAAAUAAGAAUAAAUAAGUAGCCAUAGAUGACGUCAGCUGAGCUUGUACAGACUCGCAUAAUUCAGAAUUUUCAUAUCAUAAAACUAUUUUUGAAAUAAUACAGAGAAAUAUAUCAAUAUUUGUUGCUGUUUUUUUUUUGUAAAUUUUAUUUCUAAGUACUUCUCUCUAUAUAUAAGCUAGCUUGCAGAUGAACAAAUGAUUGUGUCCAGUUAGAACCUGCUUUUUAAUCCGGAGCCAGAACACUGACAUUAAGUUUUCGAUAUGAAUACCAACUGGCAUCUUAGAAAAAGAUUUGUUAUGACUGUAAAAGUACUGUACGACAAACGAGCACCUGACCACAUACACACACACACACACACA
Messenger RNA from Entelurus aequoreus (snake pipefish), 3342 nucleotides. Its product is annotated as nuclear receptor ROR-gamma-like. The transcript is spliced from 13 exons. The record is from RefSeq and is a predicted model, not a curated record. Gene Ontology annotation, molecular function: zinc ion binding; nuclear receptor activity; RNA polymerase II cis-regulatory region sequence-specific DNA binding. Gene Ontology annotation, cellular component: nucleus. Bases 255 to 1805 code for a protein of 516 amino acids. NCBI's taxonomy places the organism in Eukaryota, Metazoa, Chordata, Actinopteri, Syngnathiformes, Syngnathidae. Gene Ontology annotation, biological process: regulation of transcription by RNA polymerase II.